AUGGCCAUGUCAAUACAAGAAACACAUUCAUACAGAAGUUUGAAUGACGAUUCGGUGUUAUCAAUGAGCAGUGCUGCUGGCAUCACUCAUGAACCAAGUAUGAAUAGCACCAUCGAUAGCUCGACAAAUUCAAGUACCAAAUUAUCAUCAUUUUUAACACAGAACGCGCAUGAAGAGCUCGAUUCAAAACCAUAUUAUUCUUCAGUAGAGGGAAUGGAUAUUACACAAAGUGAUGCUUAUGAUAUUUUUGCAAACAAGUUGGUGAAGCAUUUAAUUGAAAAUCUACGAGCUAAGUAUCUCCAUGAAGAUUAUGCUCGGGUGAUUCUUAUGAGACGUGGGGAAACUGUUUCGGAAGUAUUCACGAAUUGGACGGUGAACGCCUUUGACGAUUCGAACCUCUACGUGUCAUGA
Loa loa (African eye worm) is the source of this 411-nucleotide messenger RNA. RefSeq lists its product as hypothetical. The record is from RefSeq and is a predicted model, not a curated record. Lineage: Eukaryota; Metazoa; Nematoda; Chromadorea; Rhabditida; Onchocercidae. The coding region runs from base 1 to 411 and encodes 136 amino acids. The transcript has 4 exons.